GGCGCCGUGCAGUCACUCAACAUGCUCAAGCCAGGGUGAUGUUUCGUCAGUUUCCGAUCUAUUUUCUUUCUUAAGACACUUUCAUGACAGUCGAUGUGUCUAUCAUCCUGCCUGUGCAUAAUGCUGAUGCUUGGCUGGAUGAGUGUCUUCAGUCCGUACUCGACCAACAAUUUAGUGGCUCUCUGGAGCUGUCUACCUUCCUAGAUGCAUGCACAGAUAGGUCUGGUGACAUCCUAGACAAAUGGAAGCCCAGACUCGAAGCCUCUGGUAUUGUCAUUGUGACAGGUGGACACAAUGAUAAACAGCCGAAAGGAGUUGGAUAUGCCAAAAAUCAAGCUGUUCUCCAGAGCCAUGGUAACUUCCUGUGUUUCCUGGAUGCAGAUGAUGUGAUGGACGGUCGUCGCAUUGAAAUGCAGUUGGCUGCCACAGUUAUUCGGCCAUUCACGAUAACUGGUUGCCAAUUUUACAGAGUACCGGCAGGUUCAACCGAGCGAUACACAAAGUGGGCCAACUCCAUUAAUCAGGAACAGCUGAUGACACAGGUCUACACAGCUCAUGGGCCAACUGUUAUCAUGCCUACAUGGUUCUGCUCGAGGGAAACAUUUGACAGAGUGGGUGCAUUUAAUGAGCAUGGCAAGGGGACACCUGAAGACCUGCUUUUCUUCUUUGAGCAUUUACGCCUAGGUGGGAAGGUCUUCCGAGUUGACCAUUGCCUUCUCAUGUACCGAUACCACCCAGCCGCUGCCACUCAUUCAGUCUCACAAGAGUCAAUAUGGGAUAUCAGAAUGAAGGCACUUGAGGAGCGGGUCUUAAGCUGUUGGGACUCCUUUACCAUUUGGAAUGCUGGGAAACAGGGCCGGAGGUUCUAUCGGAGCCUCAGCGAGCAUAAUAAGGAAAAGGUGGCCCAGUUUUGUGACGUUGACGUCAAGAAAAUAGAAAAGGGUGUCUACAUAUAUGAAGAGAGCGAGGCCAUUCCCAAGCCACGAGUUCCCAUCAUUCAUUUUAGCAAAGCCAGGCCACCUAUCAUCAUCUGUGUCAAAAUGGACCUUACAGGUGGUAGUUUUGAGAGCAACCUAGCUUCUCUACAUCUCAUCGAAGGAAAAGACUAUGUCUUCUUCAGCUGACUCCAAGAUACUUAACGAUGAGCUGUGCUCAAGCAAGUCAGCUGCAGUACGUGUUCACGUAUUUGUAUUUUUAUUCUUUAGUUUUUAAAUUAAAAUUUUUAAAACGUGUGUAAGUAUGUUUUAAAGAUUCAUAAUGUGCAUGUCUCGGGAUUUUUAUUUUUUCAUUCCAAAUUGCUCAAACGGAAGUUUAAUUUCGUCAAAGAGGGGUCACACGCCCUAAAUAUUGAUUUCAAUUUCGACAUAAUACCGCUAGAUUUCACUCUCAGGGCAUUGUAAAUCACGAAAACAAACCACACUUAUUCGUCCUAUUUAUCAUCAUUUUCGUCUCACUCCCGGAAUGGCGUUGAACCAGAAAAGUAAAAACAAUUUUGUCAUCCAUUUUACCGAUUUAAUCAUUUGAUGUCAUACAGUGUGUUGUUUGGUUUGAUGAUUUGAAUUAGCAGUUAUUUGGACAUCGUUUUUGUUGUGAUUCAAGAUCGACUAAGAAAAAAGUUGGCCGAAGAAAUCAGGCAUAAUAACUCACUAUUAUGUGACUUUCUCUUGUUAAUUGGAUUAAGGCCAGUGCUUCGUAUACAAGUUUAUAUCAUUGACAAAAUUGAAUGAUUACAUCAGUGAAAUGAAUGACAAAACACGAAUUUGCUUUCCCAAUUCAACGCCAUUCCAGGAGUGAGACAAAAAUAACGAUAAAUAACCCUUAAAAGGCACACAUCUGUAGACGCACGCCUUCGUUUUAAAUGCUACUUUCCAGGUUGACAUCGUUGGUGGUAAUUAAGAUAGUUUACAUGUCUUUUUACAUAUCGUACCCUUGAAUGCUUGUUGAGGUAAACCUUUUAACAACAGACAGAAAUUGAAAUUUAAAAAAAAUCCCGAAAUCUAAACAUUGCCAAAGUACCUUUCAGUGCCAGAUCUAUUUUUUCCGUCCUUCGAAUUGAAGUCAAGUUACCGCGAUUUUCAUUAAAUAGCGGCUAAGAAAUUAGAGCUUUGAAAAUAGCAUUUUGUUUUCUGUAGUUAGGUUGAAUUUGCAUUCAUUUGGCAGAAAAUACGCGACUAGUAACAAAGUAAAGAUUCUUGUCCAUCUAUCUAUUUAUCGAAGCAGAUGUAAUUGUUUUAAAUGAACGUGUCACCUCUAAUGGAAAUAGCGUAGAACCAGCUGAUUUUCCAAGGAUCCAGGCCCUUAUGGGCCACCUCUUCUUGCCAGGAAGAAAAGACCCUUAAGUCACACCAAAAGGAAUUAAUGUGGAGUGUUAACUCAUCGAGGAGCACUAGGGUUAGUAAUGAAUACCGCUACUUUCAUUAUAUUUAAUUCCGCAAUACAUCAUUAUGCUGUACUUAUGUAUAAGCAGGAUACAAAUCUUGGUAUUUAUUUCUUUGUGCGAUGUAGCUACUCAAAGCUUCCUUUUUGCUUUUCCCCUCCGGAAAAUAAUAACUUAAGACGCCGAUGGCCAGGUCUUAAACCGGCGGUAGGCUCCAGGAGCAAUUUGCAUUAUAUCUGCCGGCAGACCGUAAGUUUGAGCAAACUGUUAUAGCCUUUUUUUGCACAUUUUUGUCAUUUUGUUCACUGGAUAGCAGUUACAUUGUCCGUAGAUCCUUACUUGUCUUGACAAGGCGUUAUAUGAUAAUUGCACAUUGCAUACUUGUAACAUGAAUGGUGUGCGUUUUUCUGUAAUGUACAGAAUGUAAUGUAAAUGAAGGUUUUAAUCAACCUGAAUUGAUUAUAAUGCAAUUAUAAUGGCCUCUUGUAACGAUGGCGGGCGAUCAAACGUCUGUUCUUUGAAUAUAUUAUGAUAAGUGUUAUUUAGGAUGCACAUUUCCUUACAAUUUAUUAUGAAUAUUGCCGAUGCCGAAAAGCGUGAAAUACCUGACCCACUGCCACCAUCAGCCACAACAGAACGUGCUUAGGUAAAACCUAUCAAUAUGGAUGUUGUAGAGGUACAUGAACUUACAGUUCCAUUCUCAGAAUUACAUUUUGGUUUUGUUUUAUGACGUAAUAAGAGAAUAUAUUCAAGCUUAUGAGGCGGGAAAUCUAGAUGAAUUUGACGCCUCAAUUAGCCAAAAAAUAACUGACCUCUAAUACUUAGGCUAAGAAAUCAACAUUUAAGAUGAAGAGAAAUAAAAGCUGAAGCAGCAGAUAGACACAUGA
Molecule: messenger RNA, 3264 nt
Organism: Acanthaster planci (crown-of-thorns starfish)
Lineage: Eukaryota; Metazoa; Echinodermata; Asteroidea; Valvatida; Acanthasteridae
Gene: b3gntl1
Product: UDP-GlcNAc:betaGal beta-1,3-N-acetylglucosaminyltransferase like 1
Source: RefSeq, a predicted model, not a curated record